ACUGCAGCGCCAGAAUGACCUUUAUUGAAGUGUUUUAAGCACCGGUCGCUGUGGCGGCCACUUGAGCCGCUCUCUCUCUCUCGUUUAUGUCCCCCUGUCCCGAGGUUAGACGGGCUGUAUUGUUUCUAGAAAGGUGGGAACAAGACAGUCGGUGAGAAAUGGGAGGUAACGGCAGCACCACCAGGAAAGUGUCAUUCGGGCUGGACGAAGACGAGAAGGUCACAGUAAUUGAAGGAGUGAAGCUCUCAGAUGAUGUGCUCCGGCGGAUGAGGGAAUCUCAGGGCUCUGACAGCAGCAAGCCGCCACCGUCUCCAGCAGAAAGUCAAAAACCGCCACCAAGUCCAAAACCAACAGGACCCUCCACUACAGAAAUACAGGAAGAAAUCCGCAAAAACUUCGAACGUCAACAGGCACUAGUGCAGGAGCAGUUGGCCAGACUGGCCCAGAGGGAGAGAGAGUCAUCAGUAACCACAGGCCUGGAUGAGCUGACCCCUGCUCUCAUCAAAGAGAAAGGAAAGACCUACGAAGAGCGAGAAAAGGUCAAGAUUCUGGUGAGUGAUGUUUUCUGGGUCUAUGCCAGAAGUCAGAGCUGUGCUUUCCACCAGUGGGCCUGAUGAGUUGUAUUACAC
Morone saxatilis (striped sea-bass) is the source of this 629-nucleotide messenger RNA. Its product is annotated as MICOS complex subunit mic25a-like. The transcript has 4 exons. NCBI's taxonomy places the organism in Eukaryota, Metazoa, Chordata, Actinopteri, Moronidae. The coding region runs from base 159 to 614 and encodes 151 amino acids. Gene Ontology annotation, cellular component: MICOS complex; mitochondrion. Gene Ontology annotation, biological process: inner mitochondrial membrane organization. The record is from RefSeq and is a predicted model, not a curated record.